Messenger RNA from Bubalus bubalis (water buffalo), 4892 nucleotides. It is a transcript of the gene AJM1, whose product is annotated as apical junction component 1 homolog. The record is from RefSeq and is a predicted model, not a curated record. Gene Ontology annotation, cellular component: plasma membrane; apical junction complex. The coding region runs from base 334 to 3270 and encodes 978 amino acids. Lineage: Eukaryota; Metazoa; Chordata; Mammalia; Artiodactyla; Bovidae. Gene Ontology annotation, biological process: cell-cell junction organization. The transcript is spliced from 3 exons.
CCGAGCGGCCCGGCAGCCUCACGCCGCUGCCUCGAAGCUUCUGCCGGUGCCGGGGCCGCGGCGGCGCGGGGGACGGCGGAGCGCGCGCGGGCCUGCGCAGACCGCCGGGCGCGGUGCGGGAGCACCGCCCAGCAGAAAGUGGCCCAGAAAGGAUGGUGUGGAGGAGGGGGCAGGACCCGAGUGGCUGGACAGCUGGGCGCCCCCUGCAGGUGCCUGGGACGCCGGCAUGGAACAUGGGCCUGUGGCCGCAGGCCUUGGCUGCCUCCCGGGCUGUGCCCCAGGGCGAAAGCCCCGAAAGGCCGAGUGAGCUGACGCCUGGAGACUUCUUUUAAGAUGACCCGCACCGACCCGCCGGAUCUGCUGGUGUCGACCGUGUACCAGGACAUCAAGGUGGCGGCCCCGGGGCCCGUGUCGAGGCCCCCGCCAUGUGAGCGCCCCAUGGCUCGGCCUGCAGCGCCCGCGCCUUUCAACAAGCGCCACUGUCGAAGCUUCGAUUUCCUGGAGGGGCUGGACGGGGUGGCCAUGGAGGCCCGCCCAGAGGCGCCGCCUCCGGAGCCCGCUGCGCCGCGCGCCCGAUCUCGCGACGGCGAGACCCGGCGCCGCGCCCGUUCCAAGAGCGCCCCCCGCGCGCCCCCGAGCCUGGCGCCCGCGCCCGCCUCACCCCCCGUGCUGCCGCGCCGAGGCCGAGAAGCGCAGCGAACGGCGCGGGCCGACGCGUCGCCCCGCCGGGAGCCCGCGUACCCCGCGCUGCGCGCGCUCGCCAACGAGCUGCACCCCAUCAAGCUGCAGCCGCAGCGGGGCGGCCCUGGCCGCAUCGCGCCCCUCUGCGCUGCAGCCAACCGCUGCGCUCCAGCCGAGCCAGCCGAGCCACCCGCGGGGCCCGCCCCCCACGUCCGCUGCCGCCUGGACAUCAAGCCAGACGAAGCGGUGCUGCAGCACGCCGCCCGGGGCUCACGGCCCUGCGGGCCCCCCGAGACCGCGCCCUGGCCCCGCGCCGCCCCGCAGCUCCACGGCCUUACGGUGCCCGGGCCUCGCCACGUGGCCCUCUCGCGCACCCCCACCCCCAGUGACUCCUACUGCGCCGACCCCCGGGCGCUGUACUGCGACGGGCCGCUGCCCGGGCCCCGGGACUACGCGGAGCGCCGGAGUGUGCCCUUCACCACUCCGCCGGGGCCCACCCAGUUCUUCUACACGGAGGAACCCGAGGGCCACCCUGGGGGCUUCAUGGCCAGCCCUGGCCCGCCCUUCGACGGCUACUAUCCCAGGCCCUUUCUGCCCGAAGAGCCCCCGGGGCCCAGUCCAAGACGCGGGAGCGGCUACUACGCGGGGGAAGUUCGAACUUUCCCGGUCCAGGAACCACCCUCCCGCUCCUACUACGGGGAGGCCCCCCGCGCCUACGGCCCGCCCUGCGGCCCGCGUUAUGCCCCCGAGGAGCCUCGAGCCCGCCCCGCCGCCCGCGCGUUUUACACUGAGGAUUUCGGGCGGUACCGCAAUCGAGAAGCCCUGACGCGGACUUAUCCACACCCGCGAGGCAGCCCGGCCUGGGGCGACUGGGGCCCGCGGCCUUACCGCACCCUGCAGGUGGCGCCCCCGCCGGACCCCGGCCCGCUGCUCGCCUCCUGGCACGGCGGCACGGGCACCAGUCCACCCCGGCUAGCGACCGACAGCCGCCACUACUCGCGCUCCUGGGACAACAUCCUGGCACCAGGGCCGCGCCGCGAAGACCCCUUGGGCCGUGGCCGUAGCUACGAGAACCUGCUGGGCCACGAGGCGCGGGAGCCGCGGGGCACGUCCCCCGAAGGCCGGCGCCCGCCCGUCGUCGUGAACCUGUCCACCUCGCCCCGACGCUACGCGGCGCUGUCCUUGUCCGAGACGUCCCUGUCCGAGAAGGGCCGUGUUGGGGAGGGCCCCGGCCGAAACUGGUACGUCACCCCGGAGAUCACCAUCACCGACAACGAUCUGCGCGCCGCCGAGCGCCCGGCCGCCAGGAGCUGGGAGAUGCCGGGAAGCCGCCCCCGCCAGUAUCAGCCCGCCGCCCCCGACGGCCCCGCCUCUGGCCGCCAGCGCAGCCUCGAGCAGCUGGACGAGCUCAUCACUGACCUGGUCAUCGACUCGCGAUCCCCAGCCGGCCAGGCGCUCGAGCCCACGUCCGACGGCCUGGGCCGCCAGUUGCGGCGCCUGCUCGACUCGCGGCCCUCGGGGCCCGGGGGCCCGGCGCUGGCGCCGCGCUCGCCACCUGCGUCCGCCGGUAGCGCAGAAGAGCCCGCGGGCCAGGGGCAGGCGGCCGACGCCUCCCCUGAGCCCAGCGCCGACGAGGACGACCUGAUGACGUGCUCCAACGCGCGCUGCGGGCGCACCGAGACCAUGUUCAACGCCUGCCUCUACUUCAAGUCCUGCCACAGCUGCUACACCUACUACUGCUCGCGCCUGUGCCGCCGCGAGGACUGGGACGCGCACAAGGCACGCUGCGUGUACGGCCGCGUGGGCAGCGUGUGCCGCCACGUGCUGCAGUUCUGCCGCGACAGCGGCCCGGUGCACCGCGCCUUCUCGCGCAUCGCGCGCGUCGGCUUCUUGUCCCGCGGCCGUGGGGUGCUCUUCCUGGGCUUCCCGAGCCCCGGCUCCGCAGACAACUUCCUGCGCUUCGGCCUCGAGGGGCUGCUGCUGUCGCCCACCUACCUGUCGCUGCGCGAGCUGGCCACGCAUGCGGCCCCUCUGGGCAGCUAUGCUCGGGAGCUGGCGGCCGCUGGGCGCCUCUACGAACCAGCCGAGUGCUUCCUGCUCAGCGUGUCGGUGGCUGUGGGCCCCGGGGCCACCCCGCCCGGCGCCCCUGCCAGGCCAGUGCCCGCGCCUCGCAGCCCGGGACCCACGGUGCGCAAGUUCGCCAAAGUGGCGCUGGCGGCCGGCAGCCCAGCACGGCCGCCCCCCGCGCGGGGUCGCGAACCCGACAUGGAGACUUUGAUCCUGACGCCGCCGCCCGGCACUGCGGGCCUAGACCAGGACGGCGAGGCGGGCCGGCGAGCACGCGAAGUGGCCUUCAUUCACAUCCAGCGAGAGCUGCGGCUGCGCGGCGUCUUCCUGCGCCACGAGUUCCCGCGCGUCUACGAGCAGCUCUGCGAGUUUGUCGAAGCCAACCGGCGCUUCACGCCCACCACCAUCUACCCCACGGACCGGCGCACCGGCCGCCCCUUCAUGUGCAUGAUCAUGGCUGCGUCCGAGCCGCGCGCGCUCGACUGGGUGGCCAGUGCGAACCUCUUGGAUGACAUCAUGUGAGCCGCGGGGGAGCGUCCGGCCCCGCCCAGUCCACCCAGGGCCCACCCUGAACCCCGUCAGGUCCACCAAGCCCCGCCCAGUCCACCCAGGGCCCACCCUGAACCCCAUCAGGUCCACCCAAGCCCCACCUGGUCCACCAGGCCCCGCCCACAUCGCCGCGAGCUCCGCCCCGUCGCGGUCUCAAGAAGCGCCGCCUUUCCCCCCCUUCCGGCGACAACUGUCCCAGUCCCGCCGGGCUCCCUCUCCCCCAGUUCGUCCUCGGGGCUCCCUAGAGGCAGGUCCUCGACCGCUUGGUGCUCCCCGCUGGGAGGCGGGGUGGGUCUGAGGACCAGCCCGCCCUGCCUUUGCGCGGAGAAGUCACUACUGCAGACCCGACCGCGCGUAUCCGACUCGUCCGCCCCCUGCCCAUCUGCAGGGCCUCCCUGGAGCGUCUCCAACCGCGGCUCGCCGUGGUCCAGGAGCCCGAGUUGACCAAAGCCUAGUCCUGUCCCUUUAAACACACCCCCCCCCCACCCGCUUCCUGUGGUCUGGGAUGCACCCUGCUCAGAGGCUUUUCCUCUCUGGAGGACAGACACGCUGAUUGGUCUCGGUGUGUCCGCACCCCGAGCACUUCCUGGCCUGGUGGGCUGGCAGGGCCGGCGGGGACCUGCGUGGGGCCCUCGCAGACUGGGUCAGACCUCGGUACACUGACGGUGCUGCCCGCCCUGCCGCGGGGGUUGGGGCAAGCAGCAGUAAAGGGGUACUGGGGGUGGGGGGCCCUCAACCAAGGCACAAGACACCCAACCAGAGGGGAGGAGGUCCUGGGCCGGGGAAGCAGAGGGGAGGGGCGCUGGCCAGAGCUCAGACCCGGCAGGGCGUGCGUUGGGCUGCCUGCUCUCACCCGGUCGAUGGCCCCAGGCGUGCGCCAGAGCGGCCCUAACCUCACAGGCGGGAGCAGGUGCAGAGGCUGGGUGAGCGCGAGCGGCCCAGGAGGCCCUCCAGCUGGGACCCUAUCAGAAGCCCUAGUGAGGACCGAGGAGGAGGUUCGUCCCCAGUCUGGAGCAGGGGCGGGAGCGAGCUACUUCCACAGGGCGGCGGUCCGUCAGAGGUGUGGGGGGCGCAGUUGCGCAAACGCCCGCGCUCUAACUCGCUCUGGCCCCGCCUUGUGGUGCUGGCUGGACGCUUGAGGCUGGAGUGCACGCUCCAGUGUCCGUUAUCCCCGCUCUCGUCGGGGGGUGCCCGCUGGCCCUGGCCCGAGAGGGCGAGGCCCGGCGCCCCGAAGGGCCUUCCUGAAGCCUCAGGCCCCCGUCAGGGCCAGGUGGUGGGAGGCAUCGAUUCAAUUAAAUUGUGGGCCCCACCCCCCACCUCCGAUCACUGCCCGCACCCCCGCCCGCGCACCCGCGCCCAUCUCCUCUCGUUCCUUCACCUGCCUGCGCGCCUGCCUCGGCUCCGCGCAUUCGCACUGGCCACGCGCCCCGCUUAGCCCCUCCCGCCUUCGCGGCCUCACAAACUGGCCGCCGCGUCCCCUGCCCAGGGGCCUCCGCCUUCGGCCCCACGCGCCGCCCAGGAAUGACCCUGGACUGGGGUUACUUCCAGAGGGGGAGCGCUUUUGAACCAAGGAAAAUAUAACUCGAAUGUAGCCA